UAUUGGCAAAAACUUUUCUAUCAAGCAUUGUGUUUUUUCACCCAUGCUUUCUUGGUUCAUUGAGUCAGAGCUCACCGGUUGAAUAACUACGCUAUCACAAUUGUAAGAUCCACUAAAAAUUGGCCUCAUGGCAGAUCAUGAUGCAGAAUCUUCCUCCUCACAUUUCAUAUAUGAUGUUUUUCUGAGCUUUAGAGGCUUCACCUGAUACGGAUUCACAGAUCACCUCUAUCAUGCUUUGUGUAAGAGAGGAAUCACCACCUUCAGAGAUGAUGAGAACCUCAGAGUUGGUGAUAGAAUCAGAUAUACUCUUCUUGAAGCCAUUGAAAGAUCCAGGAUGUCUAUUGCUGUGCUGUGUAAGGACUGUGCUUCUUCCACAUGGUGUUUGGAUGAACUAGUACAGAUCAUGAAGUGCUGGAAUAAUGGAAAAAAUCGACCAGUUUUGCCAAUCUUUUAUCAAGUGGAACCAUCAGAUGUGAGGCGCCAGAGGAACCAAUAUGAAAAAGACAUGAUGAAGCAUGAAGACAGAUAUGGCAAAGACUCCCAUGAUAUAAAAGCAUGGAGGUCAGCUUUGCGUGAAGUGGCCAAUCUAAGUGGAGUGACUUGUACAGUGAAGUAACCUUACUGUUUUAGUGUUAGCUUCUGUUUUCACAGCUUCUUUACAAGAUUUUGAGCAUUUAUAGUAACUUUGCUUCAUUUUUUGAUGGUGUAUGUAUAUAUUUCCUUAUGUAAAAUGAGUAUAUAUUGAAGAGAUAUUUCAUGCAGCUAUGAAAGUGAGAUUAUCAAGAAAAUUGUUCAAGAGGUCUCGGAGAAGCUUCCUCCUGAACCACUAUAAGCAUCCAAUUGGUUUUGAUUCUCACUUUGAAGCAGUGGAAUCACUUUGGAAUAUUGAAUCUGACAAUACCAUUUGCAUGCUGGUCAUGUAUGGAGAUGGUAACAAGACCACAUUUGUUGGAGAGUUGUUUAACAAGUUCAGGCAUCAAUUUGAAGCUGCGCGUUUUCUUCAUAAAGUCUCUGAAAAAUCAAGGAGUGCUGAUGGCCUAGAAAAUCUCCAAGAACCCCUUUUGCAUGAAAUGGGUGUGCAUAAAAAACCUAAGUUGGGAAGCACAUUAAAAGGAUCUUCUAUUAUAAAAUGGUAGUAGAAUUGUUAUAACAACAAGAGAUGCCAAAUUCCUAAAUAAUCAAAUGUUAGAUGGAUUCAAGAUUGAGAAAUAUUGCAUUAAUGAAGGUGAAUUCGAAGGAAUGCAAGGUGCUAGAUCAAAUCAGAAGCAAGAUAAGGUCUUCGAGGAAGAUAUGGUGGGCUUUGUGGAUAUCUUCAACAAUGUAACCAAGCAGUUGAAGGAAAAUGAGACCAACCUUAAUGUUAUCUCACUAAUAGGCAUGGGUGGUUUGGGUAAGACUACCCUUAUUAAAAAAAUUUACAACAAUAAUGAGGUGAAGAAGUUGUUCUCUUAUUCUGUGUGGAUUACCGUUUCUAAGGACUACAAAGCCACUGAACUUCUUCAAAUCCUUCUGAAAGGUUGCGGGUUGUCUGAGUCUACUAAAGGCAAAGACAUAAGCGAGGAUGAUCAAAAGAGCAAGGUCCAAAAGUUCUUAGAGAAGAAGAAGUAUUUGAUAGUGCUUGACGACAUAUGGGAGCCUGAAGUUUGGGCUGAGGUAGAAUGCUUAUUUCCGGAUAACAAUAAAGGCAGUGCAAUAUUGAUAACUAGCCGUAAUGAUGGUGUGGCGAACUAUACAGGAUCAAAGUCUUACUACCCUCCAUUGCUAGAUGAAGAUGAAAGUUGGAAACUUUUCUGCAAGAAGGCUUUUAAGGGAGGAGAGUGCCCAUCUGUUCUAGAAUCUAUUGGUAGAUUAAUGACUGAAAAAUGUAGAGGCUUACCACUUGCUAUUAUCACCUUGGCGGGGGUUGUCGGGAAGAAGAAGAGACUCACAGUUGAGUGGAUGAGAAUCAUGCGCAGUGUCAUUUGGUAUCUUGCUAAAGAUAACAGUAAAGUCCCCAAGGUACUGAAGCUUGGUUAUGACAGCUUGCCACAACGAUUAAAAACAUGUUUUCUAUACUUUGGGAUAUAUCCCGAAGACUAUGCAAUUCCUGUGAAACGAUUGAAACAAUUAUGGAUUGCUGAAGGGUUAAUACAGGCACCAAAAACAGGAAUAUUAGAUGCACCAGAAUUAGAAGAUAUUGCUGAAGAGUACUUGAAUGAGUUGGUGGAUCGCAGCUUGGUGUUGGUGGCAAAAAGAAGGAGUGAUGGAGGAGUCAAAAGCUGCCGGAUUCAUGACCUUCUCCUUGAUCUUUGA
Molecule: messenger RNA, 2292 nt
Organism: Arachis stenosperma
Lineage: Eukaryota; Viridiplantae; Streptophyta; Magnoliopsida; Fabales; Fabaceae
Product: disease resistance protein RPP13-like
Exons: 2
Coding region: 1183-2292 (369 amino acids)
Biological process (GO): defense response to other organism
Molecular function (GO): ADP binding
Source: RefSeq, a predicted model, not a curated record